CCUUCGGACUCGACCCCACGUCGACCAGCUCUCAGACCAUUCCUAAGGAGAAGUUCCAAGAAAUGAAGAACGAUCACUUGGAUGUCGAGCCUUUCAUUGACUGCAAAGAUUGCUGUCGAAAACUACACCAAAUCUGUGUCCUCCAUCACGACGCCAUUUGGCCCGAAGGAUUCACGUGUGAGGGGUGUCUGCGAAGAGAUGGGCGAAGAAAACGAGAGAAUAAAUAUAAUUCCAAAAAACUGGCCAAUUCAAAACUGGGACAAUAUAUUGAGAACAGAGUCAACAACUUCUUACGCAAAAAAGACUGCGGCGCCGGAGAGGUGUCUAUCAGAGUAGUGGCUGCUUCUGACAAGUAUGUUGAUGUCAAACCCGGAAUGAAGGCCAGAUAUGUAGACACAGGCGAAUGGCCCGAAACAUUCCCUUAUCGGGCAAAGGCUUUGUUUGCUUUCGAAGAUAUUGACGGCACUGAUGUCUGCUUUUUUGGAAUGCAUGUC
This is a messenger RNA of Oppiella nova, 494 nucleotides long. NCBI's taxonomy places the organism in Eukaryota, Metazoa, Arthropoda, Arachnida, Sarcoptiformes, Oppiidae. The record is from the annotation of a GenBank genome assembly.